CUUUUUGCCUUUUUCCACUUUAGGAAAGAGUUGCGUCCCCUGUUAACUCUUCAACACCAGACAUGUUUGCAAAGAAAAUAACACACAAAUAUAUUUACACAGUAAAAAUGUCGAUAUUAUAACUGUUCUGUUAUACAGUUACAAGUGAUGGUCAGUUGAGGUAUUUAACUGUAAGGUAUGAGUACGGAAGAAAAUACAUUAAGCUACUUGUGGCUGCAGAUUGAGAAGCUUGAUAUAGAGUACUGGAAAUGGGUAGCAUGGAUGAUAUAUCCAGUUAUCAUAUCUUUCUUGUUGCCGUUGAUAAUACCAAUAUGUUUAUAUUGCUGUGCAAUAUUUCUCCAUGUUUACCAGUAUAGAAGAAGGCUACGAGACGCUUAUGCUCAAGAUUUUUGGGGUGGCGCUAGAAAUACUGUAGCUGUAUUCUGGGAGGCACAAGGCAGAAUUUGGCAUGGUUAUGAGAUAGUCGGGUUAGAUAAAGUACCUGACACAGGUCCAGCUAUGCUGAUAUAUUACCAUGGUGCUUUACCUAUAGACUUUUACUAUGUGAUGGCCAAAUGUCUUCUAGAGAAACGACGGCAAAUACAUGCAGUUGGUGACAACUUUCUCUUUAAUAUACCAGGUUUCCGUCUGAUGUGUGAAGUGUUUAAUGUAAGUCCUGGAACUGUACACAGCUGUGCUGAUAUACUCAAGGAAGGUCAUGUAUUAGGUAUUUCUCCAGGUGGUGUAAGAGAGGCCCUAUUUGGGGACGAGUAUUACAGAGUAAUGUGGGGUAACAGAUCUGGGUUUGCCAAAGUUGCUAUACAGACCAAAGUUCCAAUUAUUCCAAUGUUUACAAUGAAUAUUCGAGAGUCAUUCAGAACACCUGGAUGGGGAAGAAGUUCAUUGAGAUGGUUGUAUGAGAAGUGUCGACUACCUAUUGUUCCAAUUUAUGGAAAUUUUCCAGUCAAAAUGACAACGUAUCUGGGAUCUCCAAUUUAUCCAUCAGAAGAUAUGACCGCAGAAGAAUUAGCAGACAAGGUUAAGCUUGGUAUUGAAGAUUUAAUUAGGAAACACCAGAAAGUACCAGGCAAUGUGCUAAGGGCGUUGUCAGAGAGGAUUCUAUGGAAGGAAAAAGUUAGCUAGAAAACUUAUGUUGUUGUCUUGUAAUGGUAUUUCUUGUUUUCUGAAUAUUGCUGGCAUUUUUUUUAACAUUUACAUAUCUCAUACUGUAAAACUGAUCACUAAUGAAGCAGUUAAAAAAACCAUUUGCCUUGAAAAUGUUUCCACUCCAUUACUACAUAAUUCUUUGGCCUACUCUUUCCCAGCCAUACAGAUUAAUGUCUAUACUUCAAAUUUAUAUGAAUUAUAGAUUUUAAACAAUAAACAUGCACCAUUUUUAGAUGAUCUCUAUUUAUCCUUGUUUUGAUAUUGAGGUUAAAGUAUCAAUUUUGAAAAAGUACUGGACAUACUUUGUAUGUGUAUGCUCGGAACAAUUUUAUAUGUAAACAUGAUAACCUGGCAUAUACUACUAGGAAUAACUGGUUAUGUUUGACUUUAAUCUUUAGGGUAUGUCUGCUACAGGAGUAUCAGAUUUAAAGAAUUAUUUAGAACUUUGUCUGUUAGAUUUUUGUCUUACAUUUUUGGCCGGGUUGCAUAGGUGCAAACUGGGGUUAUAGUAUGGUGAAUGUUUUCUCAGCAACAACUUAUCACAGCCUCUUGAUAUUUUGUUUACAGCAUUAACAUGUGGUCUUAUACUGUGGGAUUCAAUUUCAGGUCCGUCUCUCAUGAUCCACUUCCUGUUUGCAGACUUAGUUUAAUUUUUAGCUCACCUGUCACAAAGUGACAGGGUGAGCUUUUGUGAUCGCUUUUCGUCCGGCGUCCGUCCGUCCAUCGUCCGUCCGUCCGUCGUCCGUCCGUAAACUUUUGCUUUAAAUGACAUCUCCUCAUAAACCACUGAGCCAAUUUCAUCCAAACUUCACAGGAAUGUUCCUUUGGUGGUCACCUUAAAAAUUGUUCAAAAAAAUUUAAUUCCAUGCAGAACUCUGGUUGCCAUGGCAACCGAAAGAAAAAUCUUUAAAUAUCUUCUUUUAAAACAACCCUAAGAGCUAGAGCUUAGAUAUUUGGCAUGAAACAUCUUCUAGUGAGUGUCUACCAAGUUUGUUCAAAUAAAAGCCCUGGGGUCAAAAUUGGCCCCGCCCCAGGGGGUCAUUGAUUUUCCCUAUAUGCAUAUAGUAAAAACUUAAAAAAAUCUUCUUUUAAAGAACCCAAAGAGCUAGAGCUAAGAUAUUUGGCAUGAAACAUCUUCUAGUGAGUGUCUACCAAGUUUGUUCAAAUAAAAGCACUGGGGUCAAAAUUGGCCCCGCCCCGGGGGUCAUUGAUUUUCCCUAUAUGCAUAUAGUAAAAACUUAAAAAAUCUUCUUUUAAAGAACCGUAAGAGCUAGAGCUUAGAUAUUAAGCAUGAAACAUCUUCUAGUGAGUGUCUACCAAGUUUGUUCAAAUAAAAGCCCUGGGGUCAAAAUUGGCCCCGCCCCGGGGGGUCAUUGAAUUUCCCUAUAUGCAUAUAGUAAAACUUAAAAAUCUUCUUUUAAAGAACCAUAAGAGCUAGAGCUUAGAUAUUUGGCAUGAAACAUCUUCUAGUGAAUGUCUACCAAGUUUGUUCAAAUUAAAGCCCUGGGGUCAAAAUUGGCCCCGCCCCGGGGGGUCAUUGAAUUUCCCUAUAUGCAUAUAGUAAAACUUAAAAAUCUUCUUUUAAAGAACCAUAAGAGCUAGAGCUUAGAUAUUUGGCAUGAAACAUCUUCUAGUGAAUGUCUACCAAGUUUGUUCAAAUAAAAGCCCUGGGGUCAAAAUUGGCCCCGCCCCAGGGGGUCAUUGAUUUUCCCUAUAUGCAUAUAGUAAAAACUUAAAAAAUCUUCUUUUAAAGAACUCAAUAAGCUAGAGCUAAGAUAUUUAGCAUGAAACAUGUUCUAAUGGGUGUCUACCAAGUAUGUUCAAAUAAAAGCCCUGGGGUCAAAACUGGCCCCGCCCGGGGGGUCAUUGAUUUUCCUUAUAUGUGUAUAGCAAAAACUUAAAAGUCUUCUUUGAAAAAACCCAAAUAGCUAGAGUUUAGAUAUUAAGCAUGAAACAUAUUUAAGUAAAUAUCUACUAAAGUUUGUUCAAAUAAAAGCCCGGGGGUCAAAAACUGGCCCUGCCCCAGGGGUGUCAUUGUUUUUAACUAUAUGUGUAUAGUAAAAACUUUAAAAAUCUUCUUUUAAAAAACCCAAUGAGCUAGAGCUUAGAUGUUUAGCAUGAAACAUCUUCUUAUGGGUGUCUACCAAGUUUGUUCAAAUAAAAGCCCUUGGGUAAAAAUUGG
Molecule: messenger RNA, 3328 nt
Organism: Ruditapes philippinarum (Manila clam)
Lineage: Eukaryota; Metazoa; Mollusca; Bivalvia; Venerida; Veneridae
Product: monoacylglycerol/Diacylglycerol O-acyltransferase-like
Exons: 10
Coding region: 178-1122 (314 amino acids)
Cellular component (GO): membrane
Molecular function (GO): acyltransferase activity
Source: RefSeq, a predicted model, not a curated record